Molecule: messenger RNA, 7692 nt
Organism: Dromiciops gliroides (monito del monte)
Lineage: Eukaryota; Metazoa; Chordata; Mammalia; Microbiotheria; Microbiotheriidae
Product: zinc finger protein 501-like
Exons: 6
Coding region: 1024-2601 (525 amino acids)
Biological process (GO): negative regulation of transcription by RNA polymerase II
Molecular function (GO): DNA-binding transcription repressor activity, RNA polymerase II-specific
Source: RefSeq, a predicted model, not a curated record
AUACGAUACAGACAAUGUUGAUUGGAUCGUAAGGACCUGUGUUCAAAUCUUCUCUCUGAUACUGCUUGUGGGACCUUGGGAACAGCACAGAACCUCCCUGAGCUUCAAUUCCCUCUUCUGUAGAAUGAGUGGGUUGGACCAGAUGGCCUCGGAGGUUCCUUCCAGCCCAUAAUCUAUGAUUACCCCACGUGAUAUCAUAACGGAGGCGGUGUCACAUACUACAGAGAGGCCAGGGAGGAUGACAGAAAAAAGGCUAUGGGAUUCGAUGAUUUAUCCAUUUUAGUUGAUUGACGUGAUUGCUCAGUAUGCUGAAGGAGACAGCACCUCCAGACUACAAUUCCCAGAAUCCUUCGAACAGCAGUUUAUCCCUGGACCAGGCUUCAUUUCCCACAAACCCACCGACAAAACCCCUUUGGGUCCGAGCCGGGGGGAUCUUCAAACCUUUUCGGGACUGGACGGCGGCUCCCGGCGUCCUCUAGGAAACGUAGUCCGGGCCGGUGACAGGUGGCGGCGCAGGCGCAGGCGAAGUCUCGGGUGGGCCUGGACUUGCAGCCCUUUUGUUUUCCCGCCCGCUCCUAGCGUCUGUUCUUGCUCCGGGACCUGCGUCCCUCGCGCCUGUUGCGCUCAGGCCGGCCAGAGCCCCGAGGCCCGGAGGGAGGGCAGGACCCGGAGGGGCGGACGGCCCCUGUCAGCUCCUGGUAGUUGACAGCUGCGCCCCCUGCCCCGCCCCUCCUCGGGGCAGCUGAGCCCCAAAGAAGAAGCGCUGUUUUUGGUUCGAGUGGACUCGAACCCUCCUCCCCCAGCACGCGUGACCGCUUCUGGGCCAUAGGAAGUUCAGAUCCCCCGGUUCCACGCCCCCUGCCCCCUCUCCCCUCUCUCCUCUCCCAGGGCUUAGGUCUGCUAGCUGGCCUCGGCCAAGGAGCUGGGCCUGGAGCUGUUGGUGCUGAAGUAAGGCCUGGUCAUUCUUCCAGGACUCCAGGAGUCUUCAUUUCCUGGAAACAGCUGGGAAAGCAAGAGGUGACCAUGAAGGGCUUGGCCCAGGCGCUUGGGGAGAGAGAGCUCCCUAUUCAAGAUUUUGUCUCUCUCCAAGAGAAGCCCACAGAGGAGCUGGGAAGGUUGAUAUCUGACCUGUCAAGAGCCAGAGCCCAGGAGUCAUUGACUUUCAAGGAUGUUGCAGUGAACUUUACCCGGGAGGAGUGGAGGCACCUGGACCUUGGUCAGAGGGAUCUAUACAGGGAGGUUAUGCUGGAGAACUAUAGGAACCUAGUCUCAUUGGGGCAUCACAUUUCCAAACCAAAUAUGAUUUCCCAGUUAGAAAAAGGAAAAGAGCCAUGGAUGGUAGAGAGUGGAACCUCAAGAUGCACUUGUUCAAACAGGGCAACUAGGCCUGAAGCCAAAGAUUCAACUCCAAAGGAAGGCAUUUCCAAAGAGAACUCACGCCAGGAAGGAAUCACCACGAGUGGUCUCUGUUCUUCCAUAUUAGGAAAAACCUGGGAAUGUGGUAGCCAGUCAUAUUGUCAACAGGGAAUCCAGGAAAGGCAAGUGAAACAAGUGGAAGUUACUCAGAAGAAAAAUCUCACUGAGAAGAGACCCCCUAAAUCUAAUAAAUUUCGAGUAAGCUAUAGUCUGAACUCUGCCACUGCUUCUCAGGAAGUUUCUAUAGGAGAGAAAUGUCAUAAAUGUGACAUGUGUAGAAAGAGCUUCAAAGAGAAUUCUGGCCUAAUUAAACAUAAGAGAAUUUGUUCAGGGAAGAAACGCUUUGAAUGUAAUGAAUGUGAUAAAGCUUUCAGCCAGCGUGCACACCUUAUUCAACAUCAGAGAAUUCAUACUGGAGAGAGACCAUAUGAAUGUAAUGAAUGUGGUAAAGCUUUUAGACGGACUAUAGACCUUACUCAGCAUCAGAGAAUUCAUACUGGAGAAAAGCCCUACGAAUGUAAUCUAUGUGAGAGAGCUUUCAGCCAGCGUGCACACCUUAUUCAACAUCAGAGAAUCCAUACUGGAGAGAGACCCUAUGAAUGCAGUGAAUGUUCGAAAGCCUUUAGCUGGAGUACACACCUUACUGAACAUCAGAAAAUUCAUACAGGAGAGAAGCCCUAUGAAUGUAAUGAAUGUGGGAAAGCAUUCCGAAAAAGUACAGACCUUAAUCGACAUCAAAGAAUUCAUACUGGAGAGAAACCCUAUGAAUGUAAUGAAUGUGAGAAAGCUUUCAGCCAGCGUGCACAUCUUACUCAACAUCAGAGGAUUCAUACUGGUGAGAAACCCUAUGAAUGCAAUGAAUGUGGGAAAACCUUCAGAUGGAGUACACACCUUACUCAACAUCAGCGAAUCCAUACUGGAGAAAAACCAUAUGAAUGCAAUGAAUGUGGGAAAACUUUCCGUCGGAGUACUGAACUUACUCAACAUCAAAGAAUUCAUACUGGAGAGAAGCCAUAUAAAUGUAAUGAAUGUGAGAAAGCCUUCAGCUGUAGGACACACCUUAUUCACCAUAAAAGUACUCAUAGUGGAGAGAAACCAUAUGAAUGCAAUGAAUGUGGUAAAACCUUCAACCGUAGCUCAUCUCUUACUCAACAUCAGAGAAUCCAUACUGGAGAGGAACCUUAACUAUAUGGUGAAUGUGGAAAAACUUAUGAAAGAUGAUCUGUCACAUUAGAAAAUUCACAUAUGGUGAGUGUUAGAAUAUAGGCAUCUGAUAUUUAUAUGCUUUUAAGAAUAAAAAAAUAACAUGACCAGCCAACCCAUCAUAAAAAAGAAGAUAACAUGCUAGAACAUAAAAAGUAUGCCAUAUUUCAGGUCAGAAACUCAAGGUUUGACUUCUUUGGCUUUCUUGACCCUGCAGCUCAUGAUGAUAUUUUAUCCCGACCCUUCCAUCCCAUUUUUUUUCCUGCUUACCUAUAAUUAUAUUUAACACUGCCUGAAUCCCUGACUUCAACUUUUGUUGUUUCUGUGUGGUGUGAUUCCUCUCUUCCCCUAGUUUUACCUUUUGACUGAUUAUUUAACUUUCACUUAAUUAUUGCUUAUCCUGGUUCUGGUGCCUAACUCACUCUUCCAGUACUUUUUUUUUUUACUGAUGCAAGCCUGACUGUUAAGACUUGUCUUGCUAGAGUUGGCUGACUGAAUAUAACAGAAACAGUAUUUAUGAAAAUAUGGGAAAACUUUCAGCCAGCAUAACUUACUGAAUAUCAGAAUACCAGAGAGAAAUAUAAGCAAACGGAAUAUAUGAAAGGGCUUCAGAAUCAGCUCAGCAUUUGAAAAAUGUUAUUGUGUUCAUAUUGGAGAGAAUUCCUGUGAAGAUAAUGAAUGUUUGGAACCCUUUUGCCAGAGUACACACCUUACUCAACAUCAGGUAAUUUAUACUGGUGAGGAAUCCUAUGCAUACAAUGAAUAAAAGUCUUCAAUUGUAAUUUAGCCCUCAUCUCACACUGGAGAUUUCACAACGGAGAGUAACUAUGGUAAAGUUACUGAAUGAAGGGAAAUCUUUCAAGCUCAUCUAUUAGUUCGAUAACCUGCAGUCAAGAUUUCAGUUUCUCACCCAUUAACUCUGAUUUUAUUUGGUAUAUUUGAAAGUAUGCGCUCAGCUCUUACCUUAAACAACCAGCUUAGGUAAGUUCACAGAAGACCUUCACCAGAAAAUUGACUACCAGGUGAAAAAUCAAUUUGGUCACAAAACUCAUGAAAGCUAAGUGUAGAAGAAUUGCAGACUGCAUUGUUGGAAUCAUGGAUCUGUGAAAUAUUGAUGUAUUUGAAAGACAGAAGUGUUUUUUCCCUUUUAAAUAUUUUUCCCUUAAAUAUAAAUUGGCUGCUACUAGCUAGCAAUAGAAUUUUACAAAUCAGAGUGUGCUGGUCUGUUUACUCAGAACAACCAUUUAAGUACAAGAUUUCUGGAAAAUAUAGGAAUCUGAUUGCUAAAGUAACUAAAGCUUUUGCAACAAAGAAAACAGUGGGACUUAAAACUUUUUGGAGCAAAGGAACUGAACAGUUUGUUUUUAUGUUUAUGGCAGAUUCCCUUACUGGAAAACUGAAAUGAUUUAAGUUUAGUAUUUCACAUGAAAUCAAUGUUAUAAUGUAGGGUUGGGAAUCAAGAUUCCUGACCAGGUGACUUGUCCAAAGUUUUUUUAUAGAAAUGAUUACAAAUACUAUAUUUAAUCAAUUAUAAAUGCUAUAGAUGCAUGAUAAGUUUUCUAAAGUGUAUAUAAAUUGUUAAAUAGGCAACUCAGUAAUGUAUCAUCCAAAAUUGUAUUUGAUAUGAAAUUUUAUUUUUGUUUAGACCUUUGAUUUCAUUAAUGUGAAGAACUCCCCAUGUAGAAUCUAACCCUAAUGAUGCAGAUCAACAACUUGUUUUUAACUUGGAGUCAUAGAUAAGUACCUGAGAAAUUGAGAGAGCAGGUGAUUUGUUCAUGGUCACAUAGCUAUUAUGUUCCGGAGGCAGGUCUUGAAUUUAAAUCAUUUGGACUCCAAGGCCAGCCACUCUUAUCUAUUACUUCUUACUGUUUCUCAGGCUUCUUUAUUAUUCUUAUCUUAUUUUAUAUGACAAUAAAUCAGAAGGUGAAGGAACACUUUCCCUAGGGUCAUGAAAUUCAGAAGGACUUCUUUUUGGGCUAUUUUCACAGGUGCUUCACAAGGCUUUUGGGAAAACAAGAAGUUUUUGAAGACUUUUUGAGAAACUGAUUCAGAAACUUAUUUUUCUAUCCUUUUUUAUUCACUGCAAAUUUUCUUCUUUUAACAAGCAUAGGAAUUUAAGUGAGAGCAUGUCAUAAUGGAAAGAGUUUGCAUCAAAGUUGGAGAACUCCGAAUUAAACUCAUGCCUCUAGAAGAUGGAGGCUAUGUAAUCCUGGGCAAAUUACCUAGCCUCUCUGUGCCCUAUGCAACAUUUUAAGAUUAUAAGUUACAGAGAUGAUCAGUGCCAAUCAUCAGUAGAAGAAAUCUCUCCUAGGGAGCACCUUAUGUUGAUGAAAUCACUGGUCCCUUCACAUCCCAGGCAUUUGAGACCAAAUUAGUUAUUUUAAUUUGAAAGCAAGAUGGUUUCCUGUAAUUCAAGGUACCAUCUCAUUAAUAAUUAACUUAGUUAAUUAAUCUUUUUUUGGUCAUGCCUUACUAGUGGAAUGAAUGGAUGGGCAUGAUUGAAGGCAUCUCACAAACAGAAAAGUGAUAAGAAAACAGUGCUUCUUAUGGUUGCAUAUGAACCCUACAGAAAUUGCCGUUUUCUUCCCAACCCUCCCCUUUCCCCCAUUUUUAUUACAUAUGUGGUACAUUUGUGUGGUUUAAUGUGUCUGGAAUAGUUUAGUUCAUUUACCCAUGUUAAUGCCUUUCCUUUUUACUGAUUUUGAUUAUAGAUUGUUCUCUUUAUAUUGUUGAUAUAUCACCCUUGGUUUGUUUGUAGACUUGCCUUUUGGAGUGUUAUUCCUUUUGGGCUGUGAUAACCUUUUUUGCUUUAUCCAUUUCACUUCCCCAUUCUCCUUAGUGAGAUGGAAGGAACACGCUUCUAAUCCUAGGGCUAUCAGCAGAUACAGAGAAAUGGAUGAAAUGUAUCACCACACUUCAGGCACAGGUAGAUUGAAUAUGAUUAGAAAAUGGCAGCUUGUAAGGAAAGGUGAUAGUGCUGAAGGAAGAUACUCAGUUGUAGAAACUGUUGGAAUAGUUCUCCCAACCCUGUAAAUUUCUUAGAUAAAUUUUCAUAGUUCUAGUAUAAAAUUUCUGGGUUUCUGACUUUGAUGAAUUUAUAUCUGAAAACCAGCUUGUGAGAUGUCUUCACGGAUCACCCAAAGAUGGAAUUUCUGAGAUUUACAUGAUUCACUCAUAUGGACUGCUAAAUAUUAUUGAUGAUACUAGCCAGCUACCUGUUAGCACACCUUCAUUGUUUAUGGCUGAAAUUGAAUAUAUAAAGUCACUUUGAGACCUAAGACUGACACUUAACAAAUUUUCAUAAAUGCCUGAGGGGUUGGAUUGUAGAUGGAAUAUGCUAUUACUUUCAGGAUAGUGAGCUAAGACUUUUGAGUAUAGUGAAGAUACUAUGAUGGACCAAAUUAGGGAAGGCUUAUUAAUAAACUCAAUUCAGACAAACUUGUUUUCACCAAAAGUCACAAUUCUCCAAGGCCUGCUUAUAGAGAGAAGCCUGCUUUUACCCUAAGCCCUAUGCCAUUUCUUAUGUCCAAGGUACAAGAAUUUCCUCUACUAAUGCUGAAUUUGGAAAUGCAUUUAGGUAGACCUGUGGCCCAAUUGAGUUGUGUGAAGUAGAAAAAUAAACUAGAAGGGAAAUGAUUCUCAUUCUGUUAGAUGCUGGGGUACCAUCAGCUCAUCUUAUUCUAGGGCCCAUAAGAUUAGGAGCUGGAGGUCAGUGGAAGUGCUUUAUUGUAAAAGAUCUUACCCAAACCUCUAUCAUUAGGUGUGCUUAAUCAAUCACAUGUUUCCCAGUCAAGCAAAUAUUCUCCAAACACUGGGUUACACAACUACACUAGCUACAGAUUCAAGGUCUUGAGGCAAAUUCAGGGACCUUAGGCUAGUCUAAUGCUAGGGAAUCCUGAGCCAACUCCAAGGUAAACUUAAGACACUUAGGGCCAUAGAUAAGUGGGUGGGUGACCCUUCUUGGUUUUCCUAGUGCCUGACACACUUAUUUUCCUGGUAACUAACUAGCUUAAUCACAAAGAAAACUACUGAAGUUUCCAAAUGGGAGAACACAAAGAAAUGCUAGUCCUAAAUCUAGUGAACUCUCCCCAAUGCCUGAUCAUGCUCAGAAUCUGGUGGCCAUAAUUUAUUAAGUCAUGUAUUUUUGGGGAGAACUUGGCAGAUGACUUUUAGCUUAAAAUUCAGCAGCCAGCACUGCUAUGGUAUGAUCCCAUUGGCUACAAAGAAUAGUUCUCCUUUGGUUGAUCCUCAUCCAGAUCUCUAGAAAUAAUAAAUAUUUAGAGGCAUAAUCUACCCCUUGCAUUUUGAAACCCUGGCCAUAUGUCAGAUCUAUAAUUGUCGUAGGUUUGGUUCUAGAAAUCCAAAUUGUAAAGAGCUAUACUUAUGACCCAAUUCAGAUAUCCUUUUGAAGUUUUUCAUUAAACUCCAGAGAUUUAGGUGAACUUUUCACCUCACCUAAAUAAGACGUAUAAUAUUUGUGAAGUGGAAAAAUGGGGAAUUUUGGUUUUCUAAUUAUUUCCAGGUCUUUUAUACAAUUAUAAUUUAAAACUGAUUCCCAAUCUGGUGGACCAGCUAGGGCAGGCCACACUUCAGAAACAAGGACAAGAACAAAGACAAGAACAACAAAUCGCUUAAUCUGGCCUGCACAUACCAGGGUAACAAUUCCAGACCUGCUUUCUCUAAUUUCUUUAAUCACCCACUACCUUUUUCACUCUAUAAUGAACUUGGCAUAUUUCGUUUGGCAUGUUUGUACCAUGACCUACCUGACCUGACCAGGGAAUGACAAUAUUGGAAUCCAGCACUAUAUAUUCUGCUGACUACAGCUAGUUCAUGACUGAGUAAAGCACUUAUGAAGAAUAUAGAAAAAUGCCUGUUCGGUCUGACUGAACCAAAAUCUAGGAGUCAUGUCUUAGGGAACUAAAGAGUUAGGAUAGGAGCUUAGAAGAUGGAUGCAGUUGGAAUAUUGAACACUAGGAAGAACCUUGAACAAUUUGCACAUUGUGGGAAGCUUUACUGGAGAUUCAUCAUAGGAUUUUCUUUCUUGAUUUCCACUCAACCAUGAAAAAAAAAUCA